Molecule: messenger RNA, 2556 nt
Organism: Bacidia gigantensis
Lineage: Eukaryota; Fungi; Ascomycota; Lecanoromycetes; Lecanorales; Ramalinaceae
Exons: 1
Coding region: 1-2556 (851 amino acids)
Biological process (GO): regulation of ribosomal protein gene transcription by RNA polymerase II
Cellular component (GO): nucleus
Molecular function (GO): DNA-binding transcription factor activity; protein binding; sequence-specific DNA binding
Source: RefSeq, a predicted model, not a curated record
AUGGACGGCGAGCAGCAACCAAAAGAUGAACCUACCACCCCGCCAUCAGAUGUGCAGCUACCCCUGUCAGAUGGAGAAGACAGUAUCAACGGCAGUGGUGCCUCUGCUACAGAGGACGCCAUCUCAUCAGAACCCGAACAACUGAAAAUCCAGGCCUUUGCCAAACUUGUAUUCCAUGAUGGUGACUUUUAUAUGACGACAAAUGGAGUAGUGCUCGGACGUGGUAAUGUGCCAGCUCGCGCGAUCGCAGACCCGGAUUCCAGUAAUGGCAGAACCUCCGUCAGUAGCGGCCAGUAUCAGGAGCGAGCGCCAGACGAAUCAGGUACCCAAGGGUUUGAUAUAGUCAAACCUUCUUCACCCAGUCGAGCUCCGCAAGCACUCUCAUGCAGAGCGCCCAGGAUCAUGUACAACGACCUGGUGGAGAGCCCUGAACCCCAAACGGAUGACCUCCCAAACGGCGAAUCUGAAUUGUCUACACACAAGCGAUACCCUUUCAUCCCUAUUCACCCAUCUAUCGGUGCCGACGGAAGACCCUUGAAAUGGAAGAGCAUUUCAAGGAGACAUGUGCUAAUAGAAUUCAACUUUGAGAAGGAUUUUUUCGAGAUCAAAUUUCUGGGAAGAAAUGGAGGUUUUGUGGAUGACGAAUGGUUUGCCGCAGGCGGGGUUGAGCCUCUGGUGAAUGGCAGCAUGCUUCAAAUUGGCGGCAUUGGCAUUAGCUUUUGUCUUCCAGAUACGCCACCGGGGGAAACGGGUGCUGAGGGGGCCUGGUCUGAUGAAGAAUCCGAAAUGACAGACGACGACGAAAAUCCUCUAGAGCUUCUUGAAGGCGAAGCCGAAGGAGACGGAGAACCGUUGCUAGACGAAGAAGUCGAGGGAGUAGUGACCAGGGGCAGAAGAGGCGGAGGGCAAGGCAAACCUGACAUACAACCCAUAUCUGCAAGAGGUGGGCGUAAAAGACCAGGUCGUCCGCCCAAAAACGGGGUCAUGUCGAAGCGACAGGAGAAAGAACUCUCGAAUCAAUCGAAGAGCACGACGAAGAGAACUGCAAAAGGAAAGAACAAACUUUCUGGCCGUGACAACGGCAAAAUACCAAAAGCAAUGGACCUGGAAGACUCAUCUAUGCAGCCUCCUCGGAAACGAAAAUAUAACAAGCGCAAAGGGACAGCUGCUGAAACUGGAGGGCGUAAAGCAAGAGAAAGUACUGAGCAGACAGAAUCCGUUUCCCCAGAACAAGCUCCACCAUCCAAAGCACCAAAAGACAAGAAGCCUCCAAAACCGCCUAAAUCACCUUCGCCAGUAUUGGAUGAAUCUAUGUUCACGCCAGAACAAUUAGCUAAACCUCAACAUUCGUAUGUCGUGCUAAUUCAUGACGCGUUGUCUAGUUCAGAGACGGGUAGCAUGGCGCUCCCCAACAUCUAUAAGGCGAUUGAACGUAAAUAUCCAUAUUUCAAACUGCGGGUCACAACAAAUGGCUGGCAAAGUAGUGUUCGGCAUAACCUUGGUCAACAUCCAGCCUUUCGCAAGCUUGAGAGAGAUGGAAAGGGCUAUAUGUGGGGAAUCAACAAGGCAAUCUCGAUUGAGAAAGAGAAGAAACGGCGAGCGACCCCUCCUCCGCAAUCAACAUCUCAGCCACGAUACUAUCCUCCUUCUCAGACGCAGCAGCCCCCGCCAAACCCUUAUGGGUAUCCAGGAGCUCAAUAUCCCAACAAUCAAAUGCCUUCAGGUCUCCAAUAUCCACCAAACGCGAUGCCGAUGGUAAAUGGCUACAGCAUGCAAGCAGGAAUGCAGCAUGGAGCUCUGCCUCCUCGUCCACCAUUCGCUGCCCCUGGAUUUCCCAUGAUAAUGAAUGCCAAGUCAGACGCUACAUACCAAUCACCUUACGAUCCGAAUUCAGUCUCCCAGGGUUCUAUUCAACCUAAUCAGCCUCACUUCCCGGUAAAUGGCAUGAACGGAAACAAUGGACCACCUCAAGCAGUGCCGCACGCAGGCUCGUUGCAGCAUCAUACUAGUCAGCAUUCAUUCUACAAUAGCUCGCAGCCCGCCGUAAGCCUCCACGGUGGUAGCUCAUCUUUAGCGAAGCAGUUGAACCUUACCAAAUUUGAUAAUUUGCCACACCAGAUCCAAGAGGCUGUCAUCAAAUUCAAGAAAACGUUGAUGGAAGAUUUGGAAGAUAAGGUGCUUGGUGAGAAAUUGAUCCAAUCUGCCAUUAAACGUGCUCUUGAUGAAUCAAUUGCAUCGGAGCUAAGUGACGAAGCCGAUCUACGUCAAGAAGCAAGCAUUAUCGCUGCUCUGAGGCUGAUCCUUUCUGGAGUUCGUGGAACGCCUCAUUCACCUACAGAGCAGGGCUCCCGGAAUUUCCCUCAACAAUCCCGAGCUGCUGAGGUAGCACAACAGGUUGCGGAGAGCAUGCCUUUUGGAGCCGCUCCUGAUUCACGCAAUGACUUUACGGAGGCAAAUGGUGAAUUUGGAGCUGGUAAUGAGAAGGCUUUGAAGCAUCAGCGAUCUCCCACCACGGAAGACUUGAGUCAACCACAGGGGAAACGGCAGGCGCUUUAA